AUGCACGACCCGUUUGUCUGCUCGAACUCGAGAGCCAAGUUGGACGCCUUCAGGUACGCUCCGAAGCGCGCGGCCGAGAUGGAGGAUGAGCUACCAGAACAACCGACCCAAGAGGCAGAGGAAAUGGAACAGACAGAAAUCAAGCCGGAGGCUAGGGAGACCAGGCCAAUACCAUGUCCGGAGACGCCAGUUCACAAGAUACCGCUUGCAGACAUGAUAAGCAACACCGAAGAUGCCCUAAACAACGCGCCGGAGAAGGAGAUCACUCCGGGAGACCAUGUCUUCUGGGACCACGGCAGCUCUUUUUCACGCUCGACCCCAAAUGCCGCGAGUAAACGGCGUAACCGGAGCAUGUCGCCUAGCAGUUCGCCCUCCUAUAUUAAUAGGGAUAGAUCCUUUACCACCAUGCUCACAUCAGACAAGGUGAUAUUGACUACGCCUCAGCACGACGCCGCUGCGGACCUCUGGACUAGAUACGUAAGCAAGACAGAUGGUCUGCUGGAGUGCAAUGUGCCUCCUUCCCCGCAUACUCCGGGUCUCAGGGGUAGUGCAAGAAAAGCGGCCAGUCUGCGAAGAACGAACAGUUGUGCCAUUGACUGGCCCAAAUCGGCCACCAAAGGGAAAUGGCCCGCUGACUGGCCAGGCUCCAACAGACGGAUUCGGCAGCCCCUUACCACGGAAGAAGGCGAGCAAGGCCCCUUUGGCAACUCAAGAAUCAACAUGCUUGUUGAUAGAAUAGAGAAGUCCUUCCUAAAGAAGUCCCGCUCUAAAAGGGAGAAUACUCCUCCUCCAGCACCGCCUAGCUCUUCACCCUUGCCCGAUAAAGUAGAUGAGCAACCGUCUAAACGCAUGAGGUUUACUAUCGAGUCUCCGUCCAAACCUGCUUCCACCCGCAGAGGGCAGCCAAAUGCAUUUCCAUCGCCAAACAAGGACCUACCGUCGUCAGAUUACGGCUCUGACGACCAGGACCAAGAAUUCUUUGAGCUUGCGGCUGCCUCGACAAACGAGGCUUUCCUAAAUACACAGAAAUGCAAAGAUAUCCCUAAUACAUUACGACCCGAUACAACAAAUACCAAUUAUGAUACCUUCUCACAGCUCGCCAAGGAUAUGAGCGAUGAUUCUGACGAUUUCGAUAACGAUGAUUACGAUGGCAUGGACGAGAUUAUAGCAACAUACAAUAAGAACAACACCGUCUCUGCAACCAAUAAUGUCACAAAUACCACGACAACAAAUACCACUACCACAGCUACCACGAGGCCUCCGGUCACCCCGCAGAAAGGCCAAAUGAAGAGGAUGAUCUCCGAGGAGGGGUUUGAUAACAUCAUGGAAUUAGAUGCGUUUGAUUCCGAUGCUGGCGACAACUUUGCAUGCUUACUCUUUAUCAAGCCCAGUCAAAAUCCGCAGGCCAUUAAGCGCUAUCUUGUCCUAGAUUUAGCCGAGAAUACAUAUACCAAUAGCAAAGGCCGUAUUCAAUGGGAGAAAGUUCUGGUCGUCCGUGAGGAUAAGAAGAAGAAAACUCGCGCCAUCACGCUACGAGACUCGUGGUUUGAAUCUGCGGUCUCUAAAGACUCUUACAUCCACCUCAUAGGCACCUUUGACCGCAAUGGCCAAUGCCUCGUUGACGACUCUUCCAGUCAUGCAAUAAUAUUACAUCCAGACCAUCUCAUCUCUGCCACUGUAGUAGCUGACUCCUUCACAUGCCCUCGCCGUGCCGUUCUCCAGGACCGCGUCAAGGCCACCAGUGAUGCCAAUAAGCCUCAGGUCUAUGGUCAUAUCUUGCACGAAAUCUUCCAGGAGGCUAUGAAAGCGAAUACAUGGGACCUGCCUUGGUUAAACAACCUCAUAAAGACUGUCUUACCAAAAUACAUUGAAAGUCUGUUUGAAGUCAACCUCACUAUUAAUGACGCAACCAGCUAUCUUGAAGCCAAGAUGCCUGCCCUCAGAGAUUGGGCGAAGUUAUACGUCCAUCCUCGCCCAACGGCUGGCUCGAUGAUGGAUGAUAGGAACGGGGCUACAUCGAAGAUCUGCAUCAAUAAACUGCUUGAGGUUGAAGAACAUGUCUGGUCUCCCAUGUAUGGUCUUAAGGGAAAUAUCGAUGCUACCGUCCAGAUUGUCCUGGAGGAAGACGGAAAUCAAAAAACGCUCACGGUUCCUCUGGAGGUUAAGACGGGGAAGAAUAAUACGAACCAUUCACAUCGAGCUCAAACAGCACUGUAUUCAUUGCUCCUUUCUGACCGUUACGCAGAUAUAAAUGUAACUUUUGGCAUAUUAUAUUACUUGGAAAUAUCAAAGACACUUCGUGUUCGUGCCAUACCAGGGGAAAUCCGGCAAAUGAUUCAACAGCGAAAUUUACUUGCCGGCUAUCUUCGUCAGCAUUUAGAGCUCCCGCCCAUGCUAAAGAACUCCCGACUUUGUAGCCCUUGCUACGCAAAGACAACAUGCUUUCUAUAUCACAAACUUGUCGACGACGGCACAGAGGAAACCAGCGGUGUCGGGAAACUCUUCCAAGAGAAUUCCAGCCACAUCACAGCUCCUCACCAGACAUUUUUUAAGAAAUGGGAUGACCUCCUGACUCUUGAAGAGAAGGAGAUGUCGAAAUUCCGUCGUGAACUAUGGACUAUGGUUAGUGCUGAACGUGAGGGAGUAGGACGAUGUUUCGGUAACGUUGUUAUUGAGAACGGUUCUGCAUCCGAGAAUUCAGAAGGGCCACGAAUAAAUCGAUUCCAGUAUACAUUCGUCAAACCUAAGCCUGCCUCAGGCUUCUCGUUCACUGAAUCACAGAUCAACAUUGGCGAACCAAUUGUUGUCUCCGAUGAGCAGGGUCAUUUCGCUCUUGCAAACGGAUAUGUCGUGCAAAUCAGCCCUAGACGCAUCACGGUGGCAGUUGACAGACGGCUUCAUAAUGCUCGAAAUAAAGAGCCUGGAUUCGAUGCUGUCAACUACCAAGCUUUCCAAGGUAUUAUGGAUAUUUCUUCCAAAAACAAGAACGCCAUGGAUAUAAACCGUGAAAAUCCAAUGCUCUAUAGGCUGGACAAAGAUGAAUUCAGCAAUGGACUGGCCAUUGUUAGAAACAAUCUGGUUUCCCUCAUGGCACGAGAUGUCUUUCGAUCUGCUCGGCUUCGUGAAUUGAUUGUUGAGGGAGCUGCGCCAGUUUUCAAAUCCGGUUCACCUCUCUCACGUCUCCCAAAGACCGUGGGACCGAACCUAAAUACGGACCAGAAGAUGGCCAUUGGCAAGGUUCUAACCGCAGAGGACUAUGCAUUGGUUCUCGGGAUGCCUGGAACGGGCAAAACGACAACAAUUGCCCAAAUCAUUCGUGCCUUGGUAUCCCAGGGGAAAAGUGUCCUACUCACCUCCUAUACCCAUACGGCCGUUGAUAACAUCCUGCUCAAAAUCCGAGAUGACAAGUUUAGAAUCCUCCGUCUUGGUACACCUUCAAAGGUUCACCCUGAAGUUCAACAGUUUGCGGAAAUGGCAACAACGCCGAAGAACACCAUCGAAGAACUUGAAGAUUCAUAUGAGAAUUCAAAGAUUGUAGCGACAACAUGUCUGGGAGUCAAUCAUCGAAUCUUUAAUACCCGAACUUUUGACUACUGUAUCGUUGAUGAAGCGUCGCAGAUUACACUGCCUGUUUGCCUGGGUCCAAUUCGAAUGGCUAAAAAGUUUAUCCUCGUGGGAGACCACUAUCAACUACCACCACUUGUUCAGAGCAAACAAGCCGUUGAAGGCGGUCUUGACCUCAGCUUGUUCAAGUUGCUUUGUGACAUGCACCCUUCAUCAGUGGUGAAUCUAGAACAUCAAUAUCGCAUGUGCGAAGAUGUCAUGCUUCUAUCAAAUACCCUGAUAUACUCCAACCGUCUCAAAUGUGGAACGCCAGCCAUCGCGACACGCUCCCUCUCUAUUCCAAACAUUGACGGCCUAAAACGUAUCCAUUCGACUUCUUUUCCGCCGUCUUCUACCCAAUCGCCCUGUCUGGGUUCCAGUCACAGCCGAUGCUGGCUCCGAGACCUCAUCGACCCUCGUGCAAAAGCACGUUUUGUUAACACCGACCCUCUUCGUCCCGAGGCCCUGGACUCCGCUAAGGGCUCUCGCAUAAUUAACGAGGUAGAAGCUACACUUUGCGCACAGCUUGUCGAAGCAUUCAUUUCCGUCGGCAUUGCUGCACAGGAUAUUGGUGUUGUUACACUCUACCGAAGCCAGCUCUCCCUCUUGAAACAAAAGCUCCGUCAUCACGGCGCUGAUCUUGAAAUGCAUACUGCAGACCGUUUCCAGGGCCGAGACAAAGAAGUAAUCAUCAUGAGCUGCGUCCGUAGCAAUUCGGACAGGAAUGUAGGCGACUUACUACGCGAUUGGCGUCGAGUCAAUGUCGCAUUUACCCGAGCCAGAACCAAAAUGCUCAUAGUGGGCAGCAAGGCUACGCUUAGUGAGGGAAACGAGCUCUUGGGAAAAUUCACAGCACUAAUGGACGAACAUCAAUGGCGGUAUGAUCUACCACCCAAUGCGGUCAAUCAACAUUCCUUUGCAGAGCAUGAUUCACUCUUCACCCAAGCAAUGAACUCCCGAACUCCAAAAGCAAACAAAACCACGAAUAUACUUUCUCCCAGUCCGGCAAAGAAAGAACCUCAACCUCGACUCCCGCUUAGCCCCCUGAAGAAUAAAGUAAACACCUUCCCUAGAUCUGCAUUAAACGUGAAAAAGCCGCAGAAAGUGGGAAAGCCAUUGGAUGGAGGGAAAAUUAUCAGGAAAAGGCCGGUGCUGAUGGACGUUCUUAAUGAUAUGCUUGGAUGA
This is a messenger RNA of Nannizzia gypsea CBS 118893, 4788 nucleotides long. RefSeq names its product DNA replication ATP-dependent helicase dna2. Bases 1 to 4788 code for a protein of 1595 amino acids. Gene Ontology annotation, biological process: replication fork reversal. Lineage: Eukaryota; Fungi; Ascomycota; Eurotiomycetes; Onygenales; Arthrodermataceae. The record is from RefSeq and is a predicted model, not a curated record. The transcript is spliced from 5 exons. Gene Ontology annotation, cellular component: cytoplasm. Gene Ontology annotation, molecular function: 5'-flap endonuclease activity; single-stranded DNA helicase activity.